Chlamydomonas reinhardtii is the source of this 1846-nucleotide messenger RNA. RefSeq lists its product as uncharacterized. The transcript has 8 exons. The record is from RefSeq and is a predicted model, not a curated record. Bases 476 to 1351 code for a protein of 291 amino acids. NCBI's taxonomy places the organism in Eukaryota, Viridiplantae, Chlorophyta, Chlorophyceae, Chlamydomonadales, Chlamydomonadaceae.
AUUCAGAUAAAAACGUUGCUUUGCUACUGCACGGCUGCGAGGUUUCAAUCUGUCGGAAUAAGACGCAGUUUCGGUCAUGUGCACCUUCUACAUUUUCAUUCGCGGACUUCUACGUGUCAUCAUUCAUUGUGUUCAUUGCGCCUGCAGGUUUGCGUUGAGCUCGCCUGGCCUGGUCGUGCCGGGAUGAGCUCCUGCGCGAAACUUGGCAGCCCGUCCGAGCCGAACCCCGUAUUUCCUAUCAAGUAGUUCUAGAUGUCGGGCAGCCGCGACCUCCAGGGCCACCUCACAAAAACGGAGCGCAACCUAAUCCCCCAAUCUCGACUUUUUCGUUGUUCCAACGAAAAAAACUCGCAUAGAGACAACCCUGACCGCAAAUACCGAAUAGUGGAAAGCGCCAGCCUAUGUUUGUGUGCACUCGCCAGCCUAUGUUUGUGUGCACUCGCCAGCCUAUGUUUGUGUGCACUCGCUGAGCGUCAUGAACCCGGCAGAAUAUCUGGCGUACUUGUGCUCCAGGCUGGAGGUUUCUGACAAUGAGAUUGAGCACAAGGAGACGGAGUUGAAGGCAACGCUGAGGGAGCUUCGUGAGAAGCCCGAGGACGCCGUCCUUCUUGCGGAGCGCGACCGGCUGGUCGAAGCCCUCGCGGUCCUGAACGCUCGCCGAAGGAAUCUGGAGGACAAACUGCCAGGCGUGGGCACAAUAGGCGGUGAUGCAGGCGCGGCGGCUGGCCUGGACGUGGGGAGCGCGGCACGGGCCGGCCCGUCAGCGUCCCAGGGCGCGGAGACCGCGGUGGGAGCCGGGUCGCUGCCGGCUGCUCCUGGGCAGAGCUUAGGAGGCACUGCAGACGCUGGCUACUUCGCGGACAUCUUAUCAUCCGCCCUCUACGGCAUGACCUUCACGCUGUACGAUGGCGUCGACGUGGCCAUGAGGCUUGUCUCUCACGCAAGGGCCAACGGAUUCAGGGGCGAGGUCAGGCACGUGUCGACAUUACGCUCCGACUUCACGCUUCUGCUGGACACUGAUGACGAGGCAAGCAAGCAAACAUUCAAGCGCUUCGUGAAGUGGCUGGCGACACAGGUGCCGGUCCGCGCCCCUGGCGCACAGGCGAAUACGGCGUUUGCGAAAGCAGCGGAAGAGGACGCCGCGCGGGUGGAGGUGACGUCGGACCCGUUCAACCCUCUCACCCGCGACCGGGAGCUGCUGGACAUGUACAACCAGGGGCCGCUGACCGUCUACGCUACUACGGAGGUGCGGCGGGCGCUGCAGAAAGCUAACACGGCAGCGGAGCAGUGGGAACGGCUCAGCCAAUCCAGCCUGGGCACGUCGAGAGUGUCUCGGUCGCACGCCGAGUGAUGGUGGUGUCAUUUGGGCAGCUGGAAGCUGUGGGAGGCAACAAGGCGGGGUAGUGGGCUUUUGGGGAUACAGGGAUUGGUGGCGGGCGAGGGCCUGGUGGCGGCGGUGGUCACCGCCCCAAGCCCACCACCAGCUGUAGUGGCACGCAUGUGCGGAGCGGAGGGGGCGGACAGGGCCAUGUUGAGGAGGAGAAGAGCGCCGCCCCCGUGCACAGGUUAAGACCUGCCAUGGUGUGAUAAGUGACGUCUAUGCAAAUAUGGCAUGUUGAUUUCUCUGGCGGGAUGCUUUAGCUUGACGUGCGUGAUUCGAUGCAGCUUGGUGGGCGGUGCCUGAUCGAACCGAAUCCAGCAACGUCCGGGAGAUGAGGCGUUGUUUCGAAACCUUCGGCCUCAGACGGUACACGCUGUGUAGGCUUGGCCACUUGCCUCGUCACGGGAGACCACCUUAAAUGUCAACGUCUGGGAUGAGAAGUGCCCAAGUUUUACUCUAAUUGCA